Molecule: messenger RNA, 2058 nt
Organism: Serinus canaria (Common canary)
Lineage: Eukaryota; Metazoa; Chordata; Aves; Passeriformes; Fringillidae
Gene: GPR27
Product: G protein-coupled receptor 27
Exons: 1
Coding region: 42-1184 (380 amino acids)
Biological process (GO): G protein-coupled receptor signaling pathway
Cellular component (GO): plasma membrane
Molecular function (GO): G protein-coupled receptor activity
Source: RefSeq, a predicted model, not a curated record
AGGAGGAGGAGAGGAGGAGGAGGAGGAGGAGGAAGGACCCGAUGGCGAACAGCAGCGAGCUGGGGAGCAGCAGCAGCCCGCACCUGCCCAGCGCCGGCGGCCUGCUGAGCGCCUCCGGGCUGAAGCUCGCCACGCUGGGGCUGAUCCUCUGCGUCAGCCUGGCCGGUAACGUGCUCUUCGCCUGGCUCAUCCUCAAGGACCGGCACCUGCACCGCGCGCCCUACUACCUGCUGCUGGACCUCUGCCUGGCCGACGGGCUCCGCUCGCUCGCCUGCUUCCCCUUCGUCAUGCUGUCGGUGCGCAGCGGGGCCGCCUGGCCCCACGGGCCCCUCAGCUGCAAGGUGCUGGCCUUCCUGGCCGUGCUCUUCUGCUUCCACGCCGCCUUCCUGCUCUUCUGCGUGGGGGUCACACGCUAUAUGGCCAUCGCCCACCACCGCUUCUACGCCAAGCGCAUGACGGGCUGGACCUGCCUGGCUGUGGUGUGCAUGGUGUGGACCCUCUCCAUGGCCAUGGCCUUUCCCCCCGUCUUUGACGUGGGCACCUACAAGUUCAUCCGGGAGGAGGAACAGUGCAUCUUCGAGCACCGCUACGUCAAGGCCAAUGACACGUUGGGCUUCAUGCUCAUGCUGGCGGCCGUCAUCGCCGCCACCCACCUGGUCUACAUCAAGCUGCUCUUCUUCAUCCACGGCCACCGCAAGAUGAAGCCGGCCCAGCUGGUGCCGGCCAUCAGCCAGAACUGGACCUUCCACGGGCCGGGAGCCACCGGCCAAGCGGCUGCGAACUGGACGGCUGGCUUUGGCAGGGGGCCCACGCCGCCCACCCUCGUGGGCAUAAGGCAGGCCACCCACAGCCAGAUCAAGAGGCUGCUGGUGCUGGAGGAGUUUAAGAUGGAGAAAAGGCUCUGCAAGAUGUUCUACAUGAUCACCUUGCUCUUCCUGCUGCUCUGGUCCCCCUACAUUGUGGCCUGCUACCUGCGGGUCUUCAUUAAGGCCAGCUCCAUCCCCCAGGUGUACCUGACCACCUCCGUCUGGAUGACGUUUGCCCAGGCAGGGGUCAACCCGAUCCUCUGCUUCAUCUUCAACAAGGAGCUCAGGGUCUGUCUCCGAGCCCACUUCCCAUGCUGCCAAAGCAUCCAGAGCACCCAGGGCACCAUCCUUUGUGAUCUCAAGAGCUUUGGGAUGUAGGGGGACUUUUCUCUUUCUAAAAAAAAGAAAGAUGGAUAUAAAUUUCCAUGUUUCUGCAUAUGAGCUCAAGAGAGUGUGACCUGUGGGGGACAUACUAAACCACCACCCAGCACCCAAACCUUAGGCUGUAAGAAGCUAUUUUAUUUAUUUUUCUAUAUUUUGCGUAUGCUCUCUUCAGAACAUAACAGGUUGCUGUCUAUGGGAACAGGUACUUGAGCAGAACACCCCCAAACCUUAGGCAGUAAGAAGCUGUUUUUUUCUUUGUGAUUGUGUGGUUUUUAAAAACAAAACAGGGCUCCGAGUUUCUGGUCUUGCUUCUAACGUUUCUAAACAUGAUUCCAACAGAUAUGGAUUAAGGCCAUGACAUUUUUUUUGUUUCCCUAUUCCUGUCUGUUUUGAUAAAGGCUUAACAAUUUUACUCAUGUAAUAUUUGAUAAGGGCCAAGACAAUUUUAUACUAAAGUUAUUUUUGAUGACCUCAAGAGGUGUUGUUUUAUUAUUAUUUGAUUUUAAGUGAAGAACAUGAAGAGGACGUUCCUAAUGUGGUCAGAAGUCAGUUUUGGUGGGAGCUGUUGGGUUCAUUCAUUUUCAAAUGGUUUGAGUAUUUGAAGCUGUUAGUUAUAACUUUUGCUUGACAUGCAAACAGUGUAGAACUAAUUUCAAAUUUUCUUGUUGCACUAUUAAUUUGGUAAUAUUUCAGAACUAUUUGUGAAAUGUGAUUUUAAAAUACCAACUUUAAAAAUAAGCAACUAUAGCAGUUUUUAAAACCUAGAUUGAAAUUCAUAUUUUACUGCCUUUAUAGGAAGUUAUCUACAAACCUGGGUAAUACUUGUACAUUUUGACUGUUUUCUUUAAUAAAAUAUUGAAAACCUUUA